This is a messenger RNA of Microstroma glucosiphilum, 3721 nucleotides long. RefSeq lists its product as hypothetical. Gene Ontology annotation, biological process: calcium ion transmembrane transport; intracellular calcium ion homeostasis. NCBI's taxonomy places the organism in Eukaryota, Fungi, Basidiomycota, Exobasidiomycetes, Microstromatales, Microstromataceae. Gene Ontology annotation, molecular function: calcium ion binding; calcium channel activity. Gene Ontology annotation, cellular component: membrane. The record is from RefSeq and is a predicted model, not a curated record. The transcript has a single exon. Bases 118 to 3231 code for a protein of 1037 amino acids.
CCGGGGCUCAAAGCGCUGUGAUUCCUCGUCCCGACUUUGUCCCACCCAUCUGAUUCCCACCUUUCCCCCCUCCAUCACACUUCAUCAGGGGUCCCCAACUGUCUUUUGUCGCCCAGUAUGACAUCUCGUCCUGGUCCCGCAGGAGAGCGUGACCAGGAUCACGAACGCAACGAUGGACGCAGCCACGUCUACGGAGCGGCAGGCAGCGCAGUGCCAAGUCGUCUAGCUUCUCCUCCCUACGAGAUCGAUGGCAGUCUACCUCUCUAUGCCAGUCGACCAGACCUGUUUCUCCCUCUGACUGCUGCUGAACAGCAACAGCAACAACAAUCACUCGACGAAAAGGACGGAAGCGCCGGCUCUGGUUCUGGAAGCUCUUCCUCACCUCGUCCAGCAGCGCGACUGGCUGAAUACGAUGGAUAUCCAGCUGAGAAGAAGCUACGAGAGAGGGAAGAGCAGCAGAGCGACAGACAAGACCGAAGGUGCGAUGAUCGUCGUGGUGGUGAGACUGUCAACCGCCAGGGUUCGUCUGCAUCUGCAUACCAGACCGUCCCACGCAUUGCCAUCACCGAUCCGCUCCAUGAGAUGAGGGUACACAACCUCUCUUCUCGCCCCGAGCAAGGUCUGUCGGAGAGAUCCGAUUACCCAUCCAAGGAAAGGAUGAUGGCCAGCAAAGGCGUUACAGAGGGAGACAUUUCACCCAGACCCGGUCUCUCGCGCCAGGCAUCGUCUGCUUCCCUGUCUUCACAAUCCGAAUUCGGCUAUGACGACUUCGACUGGUCGGACGAUGAAGGUGUCGAGGAGAGUCUCAGGCAGGAGCAAAAGGAGGUGAACGCUGCUCGCAAACAGAGAAAUCGUCGUUUGAGCCCCUACAAAGUGCUUCGAUGGCUCUUUGCCAGCUUUCUGGGCAACUUCCUCGUCUCUUGCACUCUCGUCGUUCCUUGCAUUGUCAUGGAGAUCACCUACCGCAACGAAGGCCCUGAUGCAGACAAGAGUCAUCGCGCCUACGUUACUGACAAUGUCUCUGCCUGGACCAUCUGGGCCUCGGUCAACCUCUUCUUGUCUUGGAUCUUACACAUCCUCGUCGAGCUCUUGCCGCGAGCAGCACUGGGAGUUGUUGCCCUCGUUUGGGGAAGAACCAAUCAGGUGGUCCUGACUGCUGCCGAGUACUACAGCGCUCAGAAGGGCUACUUCAAGCCAAUACUGUACGCAGCAUGUGCGUGGGCCUCCUUCGCUAUCAUCUUCAACAGCAUCUUCAAUCUCUACAACAGGACCAAUCCACAGACAGAAAGCAGGGCUUUGUACCUCUACCGCCUCUAUGAGGUCGUGGAGUUCCUCUUCUUCUUCACUCUCACCAUCUGCGUUGAGAAGAUCAUUGUGAAGAACAUUGCCCUCGGGUUUCAUAAGUCUGCUUUUGCAGAACGUAUCGCGGAGGUCACACAAGCACUGGAAACCUUCGAUCACCUGAAGGACUACAGGCCGAAGCUCAAAGAUAGUGGAACAAGUUCUCCCGUAAGAGGAUUCCGUUCGAGGACUCCUAGACCGUCUUCCGUGUAUGGUAUGAGCCAUGAGGAUCCUUCGAGAAGCCGCAGCUUCGCUGGCGUCAAUGCUGAGUAUUCGACAGAGUCCCAGCCUCCUUCGGCGGGACCCAUCGAACCGCAGGACCUAGACACAAGUCUCGAUUCGAGAACGAGCAGCGGAGGCUUCUUCAAGAUUCGUCAUGCCAAGAAGCGAGCACAGAACACCGAUCCGGCCAUGACGGGCGAACCGAAGAGCGCCGCCGGUGCGACGUAUCCACCGCAUGCUCCUAAUGCUGGUGAAGCACAUUCUCGCUCCUCCACCGUCAAGAGCAAGAAGACUGUCUUCGGAGCUGCCAGAGGCAAAGCCAUGCGCUCUUUCAAGAUCAAUGCCAGUGUCGCCAGUAAGCUGGCUCGUGUUGCGAUGAAGGACCCCUUGGCGGUCUUGCAAAGUGACGAAGUCGGCGCAAUUGCCAAUGUCAACUCGCCUGCUCAGGCGAAGAAGCUCGCCAAGACCAUCUUCACUGCCUUCAGGGGUCGCCAUCGUCGAAGCUACCUCAUCCUGUCCGACUUUGAGCCCGCCUACUCAACCCAGGCCGAAGCUAAGACCGCCUUUGCCGUGUUUGACAAGGAUGGCAACGGUGACAUCAGUCAGGCUGAGAUCAAGAAUGUCGUACUGCAGACGUACAAGGAGCGCCGCUUCCUCAUGAAGGCCAUUGGCGACACUAACCACGCCGUCUCUCAGCUGGACACCAUUCUUCUCGUGCUGGCCUUGGUCGUCGUCCUUUUCGAAGCCUUUGCAAUCUUCAAUGUCGACGUCACCCAGACUCUUACUACCUUCUACACACUUGGGAUUGCAUUCGCCUUCAUCUUCAAGGAAUCAGCGCAGAACGUCUUCGACUCUAUCAUCUUCAUCUUCGUCACCCAUGCCAUGGAUACUGGCGAUCGAAUCUGCGUUGGGGAGAGCGUCAUGGUUGUGACCAAGAUGAGCUUGCUCUCCUCCGAGUUCACUCUCGCCGACGGAACGGACCUGUACAUCUCGAACGCGACGCUCUCUGCCCUGAUGAUCAGAAACUACCGACGAUCGGGAUAUCAGUGGGAAAACUUCCUCAUCCAGGUGGACAUUGGGACAACGCUGGAGCAGCUCGAUGCUGUAGAGCGGGAUAUGUGUCACUGGCUUCAGACGGAACCAGACCGACUGUUCGAACCCUCGACGGCUUUGGUACCACAGCACAUCUCCUACAUGACGUACAUCGAAAUCUCCGUCGGUAUGACGCACCGUGCCAAUUACCAGGAUUGGGGCGCCCGCUUCCAGCGCAAGAAUGCCUUUGGAGCCGCUCUGACCUACUACCUCAAGAAGCACGGCGUGAGGUACUACCAGCCUGCACAGCCCAUUGUCUACACUCAGCCUCCUCCUGGCUACAAUGAUGACCAGCACGAAGGGGACGACGGCCAGCAUCGCUCGUCGCGCUUCUCGAGUGAGGAGCACGAAGAGGAGACCUACUUCCUCGACGACUUUAGUGCUCCCGCUGGAGCAACGGCCACUUCGUCUGCCCUUGCGCCUUCGGCUGCUGGAGCAGGUACGUCUGCCUCGAGUGGGGUCAAGAGGCCUAAUUACAUGGGCUUUACGCCGCCCGACGAUGAAGCCAAUGAGGAGAAGGUGCGACAGCGCAAGGUCAAGAACCUCGCUUUGACCAAUCAGGGAGGAGACUCGUAAUGCUGGCUACAGACCGAGGAGCUGUCUGCACUCUCUAUCGCAAAGAUGAUCGACUGGCUCGGUCUGCCCCUGCAAAACUUUAUCGUCGUUUCCCUUCUGGACUUUAUUUGCUUUUAGGAUUUCGUAUCUUCAACAGUCUAGGUGCACUAGAUUUGGGCUCAUCAACGCAAUUCCAUUCUCAUCAAUCAGCGACCUCCAAGUACUCCCACCCCCUAACGACCUGCGUUCUCCUUUCACUUUAGCAUCAGAAUGCCUCCUCGCCUCGCUUCACGAUCUUCUCUUCUCUCUUUCCUUUGCGCUGCCGAAUCAUUGUACACUUUCCUCAUUUCCCGCAAUCUCCCCGCCCGCUCGUCCUACUCAUGCUGGUCAUGAAACGGAGCGGCUGCUACCGAACGUUGUGCUCCCAUGUCCCUUCCAUUGCUCAGCUCUCCUUUGCCGUAUUUCUCAUCUCAUCAAGUAGAAUCAAAUAGAGAAACAUUGAACCAUCACA